Molecule: messenger RNA, 965 nt
Organism: Morone saxatilis (striped sea-bass)
Lineage: Eukaryota; Metazoa; Chordata; Actinopteri; Moronidae
Product: monocarboxylate transporter 7-like
Exons: 4
Coding region: 312-857 (181 amino acids)
Biological process (GO): monocarboxylic acid transport; transmembrane transport
Molecular function (GO): monocarboxylic acid transmembrane transporter activity
Source: RefSeq, a predicted model, not a curated record
GCAAAAGAUGCAGCUGGCUGCGAUGGAACGAUAAAUAGACAAAAGCAACAUCGACUUCACUUAUCAUUUUUAUUUUUUUUGAAGCAGGAACAGGAACUGGCUUAGAUGUCAGAAUUUUAAAAGAAAAGAUUUUAAACUAUUGCUCUCUUUUAGCUUGGUCAAUACAGACCUAAACUGUAUACUGUAACUUACAUUACAUCUACCUUAAAGCCACCAUGCAGUGACGACCAGAAAGCCGGCUUUGUUCAGCAGACGCUGUGUGUGGAAAAGCAACCUGUCCUUGUCAACUCUGCCGGGGGCCUGCUGUAGACAUGAAGCUGCCCAAUUCCCAGCGUUGCUUAGGCCCAAACGUUUACCCAGAGGUCCCUGAUGGCGGCUGGGGCUGGGCUGUGGCCGGGGCCUUCUUCUUGGUGGAAGUGUGCACUUAUGGGACCCUCAAGAGCCUGGGUGUGUUCCUCCAGGAUCUGAUGGAAGAGUUUGGGGAGAGCAACAGCAGAGUGUCAUGGGUCAUCUCCAUCUGUGUUUUCAUCUUUACCUUCACUGCCCCCCUGUCCACCAUGCUGACCAAUCGCUUCGGCUAUCGCCCGGUGGUGGUGAUGGGAGGCUUCCUUAUCAGUCUGGGAACCAUCACCUCCGCCUUCACCAACUCCAUCAACGAGAUGUACAUCACCAUCGGCAUUGUCUCAGGCCUCGGCUACUGCCUCACCUUCCUUCCCACCGUCACCAUCCUAGCCCAGUACUUUUCCAGGCGGCGAGCCCUCGUUACCUCCAUCGCAUCGUCCGGAGAAUCCUUCGCCCUAUUUGCAUUUGCUCCAGGUGAGUGUUCAGUCACACAGAGGCAGUUAGCUGAAAUAUGACAGUUAGACCUUUAGUUUUCAUGGGGAUGGAUCAGUAUCAUAUUGGUAUUGAUAUAUAUGUUAACUAACUUUUAUAAAAAUAUCUUUUUGCCACAUUAGUUGAUAUUU